UGCCACGCACUGUUGGCUCUCUCCAGCUCGCGCGCCGCCUGUUGCUCUCUGGUCCUGGCCGCCGGUUUCCCGCUGGGGAGGUAGGCGGACCAAGAACCGCAGCGCGUGGGCGACCUCCCGCCUUCCUCUCUUACUGGAGCAAGGGUGAUCCGGACCCCCCCCCCCGCCCGCCGGGCGUCCCCGACAGAGCGGACGCCGCCAGCUCCCGGGCACGUCCUAGCCUGCGUACUCAGACCCCACAGGCACCACGCCGGCAUGAACGUGAGCUUCCUGAACCACAGCGGCCUGGAAGAGGUGGGUGGUGACGCCCGAGCCACCCUGGGAAACCGCAGCCACGGGCUGGGCACGUGGCUAGACUGCUGCCCCGGAGGCGCACCACUGACCGCCAGCGACGGGAUCCCCGCAGGACUGGCGCCGGACGAACGCAGCCUGUGGGUGUCGCGCGUGGCGCAGAUCGCCGUGCUUUGCGUGCUGUCGCUCACCGUGGUCUUCGGCGUUUUCUUCCUGGGCUGUAACCUGCUCAUCAAGUCCGAGAGCAUGAUCAACUUUCUGAUGCAGGAGCGCAGGCCCUCCAAGGACGUGGGCGCCGCCAUCCUGGGACUAUACUGAGCGCCGGCCGCCUUCGCCAGCGUCGGAGCACCGCAAGGAAGAGACUACGGAGCCUCUUUCUCAAGGCUUUAGCCGCUGCCUGCGAUCAACGAAGUACCUCGCAUCACCCGGGUCUGGACACCAUAGGACUCAGCGGCGGCGGUGCGCGAAGGGAUUGUCAUGCCAGACUCUGUCCUGUGUGCGCUCCAGCAGGAGCCGGGGAGGGUUCUUCACGGUUUUUUUUUUUUUUUUUUUUUUUUUUUUUUUUUUACAAAGAGAAGUUCAGGGCAGAGUGGGAGACAGGAAUGUGGAGAUGCAAUGCGGGGCUGAGGUUACUAUAGCGGGAAUGUCGGACGUGUUGGUGGGGGCCAGUUCCAAGGAGGGCUCAGGGAAGAAGUGCAUCACUGAGAUUUUGCAUCUGAUCUCGCAUUGCAUCUGAGAAGAAAUUUUGUAAUAAAACCAUAGCCGUCGGGCUUCCUGAUGAUA
This is a messenger RNA of Mus pahari (shrew mouse), 1074 nucleotides long. It is a transcript of the gene Rprml, whose product is annotated as reprimo like. The transcript has a single exon. The record is from RefSeq and is a predicted model, not a curated record. Lineage: Eukaryota; Metazoa; Chordata; Mammalia; Rodentia; Muridae. Bases 256 to 609 code for a protein of 117 amino acids.